Gracilinanus agilis (Agile Gracile Mouse Opossum) is the source of this 1817-nucleotide messenger RNA. It is a transcript of the gene STARD7, whose product is annotated as StAR related lipid transfer domain containing 7. The coding region runs from base 67 to 1317 and encodes 416 amino acids. The transcript has 8 exons. NCBI's taxonomy places the organism in Eukaryota, Metazoa, Chordata, Mammalia, Didelphimorphia, Didelphidae. Gene Ontology annotation, molecular function: lipid binding. The record is from RefSeq and is a predicted model, not a curated record.
CUUUGACUAAUCCUUUCCGUGGGAGGGAGUCGAGGGGGACCGACUGGUUGGACCGACUUAGCAGGAAUGUUCCACUCACUGCAGAGGAGGUCGCCCUCCAGUGUUUAUUUCUACUGUGUGAGCUCUGCAAGGUUUGCCAGACUUGCAGAUGGGAAUCUGGGCUGGGGGCGUCAGGUGAGCUCCCUCAAGGGCAGGGUACAGCAGUUUCUAAGUUGGUUCCAGAAAGAAAUUGAAAGAGGCCCCAGACAGAAUAAGAGCCUGCUCUCGCUUUUAGCUAACCAGUGUAGCUAUGUCACCAGCUUGAGGGUCCGCCGUGCUCAGCAGAUCGGCCAGCUCUACGGCAAUAUCUACUCCGAGAGAACGCGCUGGAGCCUCUUCAGUAGACUUUGGCGCAAGUUUUAUAUCCACCACGGGAAUGCCUGUAAACUGAUGGCGGCUCUAACUGGAAUCUUUGUGUGGGAAGAGGAGAGGAUCAAAGAAGAAGAGUUACAGAGAUCUAUUGAUGAGAUGAAAAGAAUAGAGGAAAUAUCUAGUGUAUUCAGAAGCAGUGGCGUUGAGUGCCACCCCCCCGAAUUGAAACCCCAAACAGAAGAAACAAGUGAUAAAGUCACCAAAGACCAGCCAUGGGAAAUGGUAAUGGACAAGAAACACUUCAAACUUUGGAGGCGCCUGAUCAGUGGUACUCAUCUAUACCAAUACAGAGUUUUUGGAACAUAUACUGAUGUGACACCCAGACAAUUCUUCAAUGUUCAGCUGGAUACAGAGUAUAGGAAGAAGUGGGAUGCUCUCGUCAUCAAACUGGAAGUCAUCGAGAGGGAUGUGCUAAGUGGUUCUGAAGUUCUUCACUGGGUAACUCAUUUUCCUUAUCCAAUGUACUCAAGGGAUUAUGUAUAUGUCCGAAGGUACAGUGUGGAUCAAGAAAACAAUGUGAUGGUAUUGGUAUCACGUGCCGUGGAACAUCCUAAUGUACCAGAAUCUCCUGAAUUUGUUCGUGUCCGGUCAUAUGAGUCCCAAAUGGUUAUCCGUCCCCACAAAUCAUUUGAUGAGAAUGGCUUUGACUAUUUGCUGACAUACAGUGAUAACCCCCAAACUGUUUUUCCUCGUUACUGCGUCAGCUGGAUGGUCUCUAGUGGCAUGCCAGAUUUUCUGGAGAAGCUGCAUAUGGCCACCCUAAAAGCCAAGAACAUGGAGAUCAAAGUGAAGGACUAUAUCUCAACCAAACCCUUAGAUGUUGGCAGUGAAGCCAAAACAGCCACUCAGACCCCAGAUCGAAAGAGUGAGGGCAGCUGUGGCCCUGCUCGCAUUGAAUAUGCUUAAAGGGAAUUAGGUUGGGGGGGAGGGGUGGGAGAGAAGUUCUUUCAUGCCUGCUUUGGACCUUUAACUCCUGUUGCAAAACAGGGAAAAGCCAGGUAUAUUUGAAGAGGUCUGCUUUACUCACAAAGAUAGUUUGAUUACUGGAGUCUAAUUCAUCUGGCCCUGAAUCUUUCAGUGCUUUUGACAUCCUUUUUUCAGAGCAUUUGAGAAGACGACAUCUCUCCUGGGAAGCUGUUGUGUUCCUGGCCAAAGAAUUUUAAAUUCGUUAUUUCUAUACUUCUGUAAGGAUGAGAACACUUCCAUUUUCCCCCUUGGAGCAUUUUCCUCAUGCUUGGAUUUUACUCUGUGCCAUCCAUUCUGCAAUGACUUCACUUGCUGAAGACUCCACAAACAAGACUGUUUGGGUUUUUCAUCAAUUUUGGGGGGGAAAUGGGGUAUUGAAAUCUCUUGGCAGUAGGUCUUUGUAUGUGAUGACAUAAAUGAAACAGUCCUAUGUGGCCCAA